AUGGCAUCAUCUGGAUUGGAACCCAUUGAUGUAGACAGUAUUAUUGAAAAGCUAUUGAGUGUGCGUGGAGCACGUCCUGGUAAGCAAGUGAAUUUGUCUGAGACAGAGAUCCGUGGAUUUGUGGUGACAUUCAUGGUCAAUAUUACGACUUGCUGCGUUUGUUCGAGUACGGUGGUUUUCCCCCCGGAUGCUAACUACCUAUUUCUUGGUGACUACGUGGACCGUGGCAAACAGAGUUUGGAGACUAUCUGCUUGCUACUAGCAUACAAGAUCAAGUACCCGGAGAAUUUUUUUAUCCUGCGUGGUAACCACGAAUGUGCAUCAAUCAACAGGAUCUAUGGCUUUUACGACGAAUGCAAACGUCGCUACAAUAUUCGGCUUUGGAAGACCUUUACGGACUGUUUCAAUUGCCUGCCUGUGGCUGCAAUUGUUGACGAGAAGAUUUUUUGUAUGCACGGUGGUCUAUCGCCUGAGCUUAGUCAGAUGGAGCAGAUUAAACGCUUUGUACGCCCUACUGACGUCCCCGACACGGGUCUGCUGUGUGAUCUGCUGUGGUCUGACCCCGACAAGGAUAUCAUGGGAUGGGGAGAGAAUGACCGUGGUGUAUCGUUUACGUUUGGCCCCGAUAUUGUGAGCCAGUUUCUUAAGCGUCACGAUCUUGAUUUGAUCUGCCGAGCGCAUCAGGUGGUGGAGGACGGCUAUGAGUUUUUUGCGAAGCGUCAGUUGGUUACAUUAUUUUCAGCACCGAACUAUUGCGGCGAGUUUGACAAUGCUGGUGCUAUGAUGUCGGUGGAUGAGACACUGAUGUGCUCGUUCCAGAUUUUGAAGCCCGCGGAGAAGAAGCAGCGUUACGCGUACAACGGCUUGGGCUCGCAGCGCCCUGCGACACCGCCUCGAAAGUAA
Peronospora belbahrii is the source of this 903-nucleotide messenger RNA. The record is from the annotation of a GenBank genome assembly. Lineage: Eukaryota; Oomycota; Peronosporomycetes; Peronosporales; Peronosporaceae.